AUAGAGGUAGAGGAUAGCGGAGUAGGGGGGGAGGGGAGGUGGAGGAAGGAAAAUAAAGCGUGAAAUUUAUGAACCAAAGGACUUUGUCAAGUACAACAAACAAUACGCACGGGAUUUGGAAGUCAAAGCGAUCGAUUAGAAUAGAAAUUCCUCUAAAUCGAACAUGGAGAUUCACCCCAGAUCUGGUACUAGGAAUUUUUGCGCUUCGACAACAAGUCGCGUCCCCUCUCCUAUUCUUUGCGCUUCGACAAAGCAUAUGUCGGCCACAACCCAGCCACAUGUUUGCUCGAGGCGUCGUACGACCCUGGAAGACGCAUGCUUCCAUUCGUUCAUUCAUCCGCAAGCAGACAGCGCUCCGAGCCGAGGGCACUCAUCCACCUUUCUUUUGAAAACCCUAAACGACGAAGACUCGAUGCGGUAGAGCGCUCCACUAGCGCCUACUGGCACCUACUGGCAUCUACUGGAAACCACUUGCACAAAGCCUGGUAAUCUGCCGGGGCUGUGCUUCAGUGACGAUAGAUCUCGUAUACCGAAGCGCACGGAUGCAGCUAACAAUGAGCGCCGACUUCUGCGUGCACGUAUCGCUCUCUCUAGUUUUCACAGCAGAGCAAUGCCGACCGGAGUCUGGUUGCGCCUCCCGGGGCACGUCGUUAUAUCCUUCGCGCGAACCGACUGUCAAACGUUUAGGACUGGUUCGACCCGACAGGAUUUGCUGCGCCAUAAGCGUACAACGUCUUCGUACUCUGCAACAACCCGGGAGAGGAUUAGACGAAGGAGAACGAUCUGCCUUACUGAUACUUAGCGCCGAUGAAAAGUUUCGAGCAUGCGGCAGCCGUUAUGGGUGGUAUGCUCUGAACAGCGGCUUUCUGCCGCCUACAAUCAGUGCAGCUCGACUUGUCAUUAUACGCUACGGAAAUCAUGACUAUGCUGAUGAUUUGUACUCACAGCCAGUGAGCGAGCGGGAAGGAAUAUUCCAGUUAGAUACAAGCAGCUUACGGACUCAAUAUAUUCAUCCCACGGAACAUCGCUCGACGGUGGACAGAAAUAUAGAGCACUUUUCACAAACGGCUUUGGCGUUGUCUUCUCCAGCGCUUAAAGUAACAGGGAGCCAGUCUCGAUUCGAGUGA
Molecule: messenger RNA, 1127 nt
Organism: Fomitiporia mediterranea MF3/22
Lineage: Eukaryota; Fungi; Basidiomycota; Agaricomycetes; Hymenochaetales; Hymenochaetaceae
Exons: 3
Coding region: 543-1127 (194 amino acids)
Source: RefSeq, a predicted model, not a curated record